Messenger RNA from Gaeumannomyces tritici R3-111a-1, 252 nucleotides. RefSeq lists its product as hypothetical. The transcript is spliced from 4 exons. The coding region runs from base 1 to 252 and encodes 83 amino acids. The record is from RefSeq and is a predicted model, not a curated record. NCBI's taxonomy places the organism in Eukaryota, Fungi, Ascomycota, Sordariomycetes, Magnaporthales, Magnaporthaceae.
AUGCGCUCCAAUAUCGUUUUGGUGUCCUUUUUAGUAAUGGUUGUCCUUACCGCUUUAUUACUUUUUCCUUUGUUAAAAUAUAGGUAUGGUUUAAAUGGUCGCGCAACUUUCCUUAUCGUAGCUUUUUUAACAUCCAAAGCGUUAAUCCGCACGCAUAACGGCUUCGAAGGGUUAAAAUGCACUAAUACCGAAACUUUCGUAAAUAGCAGCUUUAAUUUGCAAAAAGCCUUUUUCGCAACAUUUUUUAAGUAA